AUGUUAUUCUUCAGUUUUUUUAAAACUCUUGUUGAUCAAGAAGUGACCGUUGAAUUAAAAAAUGAUAUAGAGAUUAAGGGCAUUUUAAAGUCAGUAGACCAGUAUUUGAACUUGAAGUUAGACAAUAUCUCAUGUGUCAAUGAAUCCAAAUAUCCACACUUGCAAUCUGUUAAGAAUUUGUUUAUAAGAGGUUCUACUGUUCGUUAUGUCCAUAUGAAUUCGAGUUCUGUUGAUUGUACAUUAUUGCAAGAUGCAUCAAGAAGAGGUACGUUUAAAUUAUUAUUAUUAUCUUAA
Molecule: messenger RNA, 294 nt
Organism: Debaryomyces tyrocola
Lineage: Eukaryota; Fungi; Ascomycota; Pichiomycetes; Serinales; Debaryomycetaceae
Source: the annotation of a GenBank genome assembly